AUGGCUCCUCACACCACCACCUCUGACUCGAGCGACGAUGAUGAGACGCCAGAGACGUUCUCGUUCGGCUUAUCCAAGAAAGCCGCCAAGGGUGCGCAGGAUGCGCUCCAGCAAUUUGCAGCCACGGAGAAGCAGAAGCGGAAAGAAAAGAACCGCGAGCGGGAUCGGGUGCUGAAGGAACGCGCCGCGCGGGCCAAGGUGAAAUCUGGGGGUAAGGGGAAGGGAAAGGUAGUGGUGAAAGAGAAGGCUCCAAGGGUUGACCAGGAGGUGAGUGACGAGGACGGAGACGAGGCGGGACGCGAUGACUUGCGAGCCCGGAUGGACAGAGCUAUGAGGGAGGCGGAGGAGGAGGGCUCAGAUGCUCUGACUGAGAAUGGAGAGGAUAUGUCCGGCGAAGAAGGGUCUGCAAUCUCAGACGAUGAAGAAGAGGACUCAGAGAAAGACGACGAGGACGAGGAGAUGGAACGGACAAGGGUCUACGCGGACGGAGAUAGCAAAGACGAAGGUGAAAACGAGGCUGAAGACGGAGACGACGAGAUGGGUGCUGAGGAGAGCGACGACGACGCUCCAUCACCAAGAAAAAAUUCCGCGCACCACGACUACCUCCCUGAUCACCUCUUCAAGUCUGCUUUUGCCGCAGCUGCUCACUCAAGAUCUCAACCCAAAGUCCCAACGAGCUCAGCUACCAAAUCCCAGAAACGGAAGCGCGUGAAACGCUCGUCAAAAGAAAUCGUCUUGGGCUCGCGAACGAUCCGGACACUCCCCUCAACCUCAGGAGCCAUCCUUUCCACCGCGCAUCGCAGACUGGUUCCCCCAGCGAGAGUGAACGAGUUCGUGAAGCGCUCGCUGAACUUGAAGGGCAGAGCGGCAGACAUGAAAAUCAAGGGAUGGGCGCGCAGGGCUGCCAAUGUCGGUGUCAUGAAACGAGACGGACCUGCAGCUAGAUUCGUCCGAAGCCGAUGA
This is a messenger RNA of Sparassis crispa, 963 nucleotides long. RefSeq lists its product as hypothetical. The record is from RefSeq and is a predicted model, not a curated record. The transcript is spliced from 3 exons. Bases 1 to 963 code for a protein of 320 amino acids. Lineage: Eukaryota; Fungi; Basidiomycota; Agaricomycetes; Polyporales; Sparassidaceae.